UAUUUUUAGAGAACGUACUGGGGAUUGAACCCAGGACUUUGUGCAUGCUAAGCAUGUGCUUUACCGAUUGAGCCCUCUCCCCUUCUCUAUUUUAUUUUUUAUAACUGCAUGUUAUUCUAUGAUUAUCUCACUCCCUCACCUUCUACUCUUGAAGGAUAUUUUCCUGAAUAUAGAAUUCUGAGUUGGCAGUUCUCUCCUUUAAACACUUGAAAGAUUUUGUUCCACUAUCUGUCUUCCUUGGUUUCCAAUGAGAAAUCUAAAGUCAUUUGAUCUGGUCUAAUUGUCUAAUUGAUUCAUCUUUCUGUUUAUAGACUAUGUUUCAACAAUCUCACUAAAGAAAAUAUCCCCUACUCCGAGUCACAAAGAUAUUGACACACAUUUUCUCUUAAUAUUUCCAAAGUUUCAUUUUUGACUGAUACAUCUGGACUAUUUUUCUAUGGUAUAAAAUGUAAAUCAUUUUCCAGCUGUGGUAGAGACGUGGGGGAUUAACCUCAUUUGUCUGAGACCGUUACAGCAAACACAAGCCCCUUGAAAACAUUGCUUUCCAGUUAAAUGAAUGACUUCAUCAGUGUCUUCUUUCUCAUAAAGGCUUUCUUUGCCAGAUGUCAGCACCCCUGAUGAACAAAAUGGCCCAAGAGAACCCCCAGCCAGAUCCUUUUAUCUAUGUGGAUGAUUCCAGCAUGAACUCCCAGGAUAAUUCACAGUUACUGGCUGGUCCCACUACAGAGAAAUGGAAGAAGCAUCAAGAACGCACCUCAUUUACCCAAACACAGCACAAAGAGUUGGAGGCUCUGUUUAGCUGCAACAUGUUUCCAGAUAAAAAUCUCCAGAGAAAACUUGCUUUAAAACUCAACCUACCAGACUCAACAGUAAAGAUUUGGUUCAGGAAUCGGCGGUUCAAAAUGAGGAAGCAGCAGCAGCAGCAACAGAAAUCACUGAAGCCACCAAACCAGAUCCUUCCAGCCAAGAACGUGUCAACAGCAUCAACAAAUCCUCAUUUUUUCCCCCCAACAGUUUCAGAUUUCUGUAGCUCCUUCUCACCUCAGCCCUUAGGCCCUUUCAGUUGGGUGGGGGACUCUAUCCUCACUGAGAGUCCUACAAGUGAUGUCCAAAUCCAAGAUCCUCAGUUGGAGAGGCUGGUGGCCUCAGUUCCUGCUUUGUACUCUGAUGCCUAUGACAUAGCCCAAAUCAUGGAAAUGUACAGUUUUCCUGAUGAAGAUGAGAUAGCCAGCUAUUCUUUCCACUCUCUCUAUCAGUAUCUCUCACCAACAAGGCCCAGUUAGAAGAGUUCCUCCCUUAGCAUCUUUGCUGGUCCAGCUGUAGGUUUACCUCCUGGGCAAACCCAGUUUAGUACAACAAACUGGAGCUUUGCAGCCUUCAUCUUAAGAGAGAGCCCAGAAUUCCAGAACCCCUCUAGAAGUGUGGUGGACUCUGGAUUUCUCUUAUCAAAGUACUAAUAAAUGGCAGAUAGCACAGAAAAAGGAUCUUGCAUCUUGUACAUACCUUUUCCUUUUGUCUGC
Molecule: messenger RNA, 1520 nt
Organism: Vicugna pacos (alpaca)
Lineage: Eukaryota; Metazoa; Chordata; Mammalia; Artiodactyla; Camelidae
Source: RefSeq, a predicted model, not a curated record